AUGAGUGAAUUGAAAUCAUACGAUAUAUAUAAGGAGGAUUUUUUUGAGGCUAUAGUGGUAGGAGGUGGUACUUGUUCUUUGGCAGUUUCUGCUAGAUUGUGUGAGGAUUAUCCUGGAUCAAUUUACACAGAAGACGAGCACCAAAGAUUCCGCUGGUUGAAACAGAGAGGUAAUAAGGUUAACUUAAUCAACCAUAACAUGUCUUCAAAGACAAAAUUCAAGCCAGCACGUAAGAGCAAUGCAUAUUUGCUGCCCAAAAAGUUUCUUCCUCUGGAGAUUCUUGUGCUUGAUAGUGUAUCUGAUAAAUUUCUAGGUCAAUGGGACAAACAAUUUGCUAGUUGCCAGAUACCUUACUUAAGAUCACCAAUGUUUUUCCACCCAGAUCCAGUAAAUAUUGACGGUCUAGUUACUUAUUCUCAUUUUGCUAAAAGAGAUGGUACGAAAGAUUUAAUGAAAAUUGAAAACGUAGUGGGUAGAGAAUACUCUAAGCAUCAACUUAAAAAGCUCUUAAAGAAAAACUCAAAGAAAAAAAGUUUAAAAGAUCCAGUACCAAUUCAAGAACUUAAUCAAUCUUCAGACAAGCCUGGUUUAAUUGAUAUCAACAUGAGAGAUUGGAAAGACUAUUACAGACCUUCCACUCCUCUUUUCAAAGAUUUUUGUGAGGAUAUAAUAAAGAGAUAUCAACUUAACGACGUCGUUAGGAAAGAUGAAGUUAAAUCGAUAGAAUAUUGCUUUAUCAAUAUCGUUGACGAGGAUGAGGCUGGAAUGGGUUUUAUUAUUAAAACUUCUUCAAAAGUGUUUGGGUGCAAAAUAUGCGUUCUCGCGAGUGGACAUGUAGGUGAAAUCAAUUACCCUUUACCUCCAUUUGAAGCUAAAUCACAAUUUCCUCAAGGUAGCUGUCACACUACACAUAUAUUCUCAGGAUCGGUGAAAUUUCCCCAUGAAAGGAUUAUGGAAAAAGUAUCUCAGCGUAAGAUGGCUUCUGUGGUAAUUGUUGGAGGUGGUCUCACGUCCGCUCAAUUAGCACAUGUUGCAAUAUGCUCUGGAGUUGAAAAAGUAUAUUUAGUACUUAGAGGACCACUAAAGAUAAAACAUUUUGAUUUCCAUCUCGAUUGGGUUACAAAAUAUAAAAAUGUCAAAAAGUCUGCUUUCUAUGUUAAAGAUACAGACGAAGAAAGAUAUGAUAUGAUUCAAGAAGCUAGGGAAGGUGGCUCAAUAAAUCCUGAAUAUUACAAGAAACUUAAAGUUCAUAUGAAAAGCGGAAAGCUAGAAUUGUUCAAGCAUAGCUCUAUUGAAAAUAAAGAAUGGAAUGUGAAUUCUGAAAUGUGGGAUCUUUCCAUCAAAACCAAAUCAGAAACAAAGAAUGCAGCAGAUGAAUCAGAACUAAGCAGUGUAACGAAUCUUUCAAAUGUUGAUUAUAUUUAUUAUGCAACAGGAAUAUCUCCAAAUAUAAAAUCGUUACCAUGCCUCCAACCAAUUAUAAAUAAGUAUGAUAUCCCAACAAUUAAAGGACUUCCUUGCCUUACAGAUAACCUACAAUGGAAUGAUGAAAUCCCACUAUUUGUGAUUGGGAAAAAUGCAUCCCUAAGAAUGGGUCCCUCUUCUGCCAACUUAGACGGUGCAAGAUUGGGAGCAGAAAGAAUUGGUUGGUACAUACAAGAACUUAAGUCACAAGGUAAAUUUGAUUGGAACAGCAAAGAAUGUAAAUUUUGCUCAUGUUCAGAAUCAGUAGGUUGCUCGGAUGAUAAUUUGGAUGAUAAACUUGAUACUGUAUCUACUAAUUCUGAUAGAGAAUCUGAAAACGAGUUAACGUCGUUUGAAACGCAACUCAAAUUAGCAUGUGGAGAAUUAAGUUGGUUUUCUUUAUUACAGGAAGUUUGA
Molecule: messenger RNA, 1881 nt
Organism: Debaryomyces fabryi
Lineage: Eukaryota; Fungi; Ascomycota; Pichiomycetes; Serinales; Debaryomycetaceae
Exons: 1
Coding region: 1-1881 (626 amino acids)
Source: RefSeq, a predicted model, not a curated record